Filobasidium floriforme is the source of this 771-nucleotide messenger RNA. RefSeq lists its product as uncharacterized. Lineage: Eukaryota; Fungi; Basidiomycota; Tremellomycetes; Filobasidiales; Filobasidiaceae. The transcript has 3 exons. The record is from RefSeq and is a predicted model, not a curated record. Bases 1 to 771 code for a protein of 256 amino acids.
AUGGAUAUCGGCACCACUACUACUGUAACGCCCAUGAACGACCCUCUUCCACCCCCGCCCCCGCCCCCGCAAUUACAGGACGAACUCGUUCAAUGGGAACGUUUCCUUCGAUCCUACUCUCAAGGCGGGUUCAUGGCCGACCAAGCUCCCUGCUCUCCGCCUCUCCCUCUUUCGAAACAGACACCCUCCGGCCAGACCGACAAUGUUAACGCUUCCAAUCCUGAAGAAGCAUACGCGUUCAACGUCAAAGAAUUCCAAACGGCCCCGGUUUAUGAUCGGGUAGAGAUCGACUUGAACACAGCGAAGAGGGUCAGGACUUUUAUGCUAGGUACGGGUUCUUGCCUCCUCCGAGAGGGUCGAGGGAGCCGGAGAGGGAACGGUGUGUCGAGGAGUAUGAUCUGUACUCGGCGGAUCAGGUUCGUCGUCUGGGUCGAAAACUUCCAAUCAACCGUCGACCUAGUCCACGCCUUCUACGGCGGUAAAUCCAUCGUGACAUUCACCCUCUUCCGCGGAUCUAGCCAGGAAUUCAUGGCCGUCCAAGGCGACCCCUCCACCUUAAAAGCAGCGGGGUUGAAGAACGGCAUGAAGGUCUUACCAGAGUCGAGCAUGUGUGGACAUUCGGUACUGUGGACGGACCAGGAUUUGGUGGUCAAGGAUUUGAAGGAGGAUUGGAGGUACCGUGGGAACCCAUACGUCGCCCCGGACGGUGGAUUACGGUCUUAUCGAGCCUCGGUGGUCACCCUCCAGAUCGACCCGACGAGGAGGGACUAG